Messenger RNA from Nylanderia fulva, 4691 nucleotides. RefSeq names its product C2 and C2B_Munc13-like domain-containing protein staccato (gene stac). Gene Ontology annotation, cellular component: secretory vesicle. Lineage: Eukaryota; Metazoa; Arthropoda; Insecta; Hymenoptera; Formicidae. The record is from RefSeq and is a predicted model, not a curated record.
AAAAUUUCACUGAGAAUUUUUUUUAAUGGCGACAAUCUUAUUUUAAGUUCCUCAAUUGAUGUAAACGUGCAAGCUUGUAUCAGACCAUAUGCUAUCGAUUAAUAGCAAAGUAUUAUGAUUAUUAUACAUGCUACGAUCGAUUGCGAUCGUCAAUUAUGCAUACACAUGGUCAAAUAUGCGACGACUCGUCGUAUUGUCGAUAAGAAAGGUCGUGGAAGUUCAUCUUCGGCUGACAAAGUGCGUUCAAUACCACAACGAAAUUCGUCGAUCAAGAGUGCGAUAAAUCGGCUCUUUCUCUCUGCAGUAUCGUCAGUAACUUACGAAACGCUUUCGGAAAAUAAUCUUUGGCUAAAAUAAUUUUUAUUGUUCCUCAUUGAAUGUGAUCACAUAGAAGUCAUUGCACGGUCAAUUAUUCCUUUCGCAAGUUUUGAACGUGUCGGUGUGAACAAGUUCGAAGUCUGAUUGAGGCCAGGAUCACUGAUGCAUAAACGUCGUUGUUCUUAGCUAACAAUAUGAUCUUCUGUCUUGCAUUUCCGCGGGUCAUUGUCGUGUUGCUUUAGAUCCUCUUCUUUAGAUUUACUGUUCCUCGUCGUUGUCGUCGAAACCGUUCAAGACGAAUCAUCUAAGAAAAUUGAUGACGUAUAUCGUUGACUGACAAAACAAUUACGAUUUGAUUGUACAUUUAACAAUGACUUUUUUGAACACACAUAAUGUGCAUCAUAAAAGAACUGAACACAUAUCUCAAGGUGACUGCAUGACUGUCUGUGUAAGUUUUGUUUGUAAGUUCGGGAAGUGAAUAGAUUUAUAUGAGAUUCAAUAUGGUGAGCACAAAUCCGCUCAUAGGGGCGACCACUCUCAAUCGAAUGAGAAAUACUUUUUGUGGAGUACCAAAGGCUGAAAUUGAACGUAGGACCAAUGCACUUUUGCAAUCCAUGACGAUCGAAGAACUUUAUGCUGCACUGCUGUAUAUGACACAACAUCAGAUUGGCUUUGAUAUUUCCAAAGAAUGUGGCCAAGAAGCUCUUUUGAACCACUUACAAAAUGCUUUUAAAGUCGAUAACGAGACACACGAAAGAGUGUUAGAAGAAACAAAAAAUCUCGAGCCGCCAGAGUUGCACCUAAAUGUUGAAGUGAUCGAAGCCAAAGAGUUAGUCUCCAAAGAUUCUAACGGCAAAAGUGAUCCUUUCUGUGCUCUUUAUCUCGAAUCAGCCCCGACCAGAAGAUACAAUACUGCUGUGAAAACUUGUACACUUAGUCCAAUUUGGGAAGAACAUUUUGAAUUACCGUUAGAGGAUCCUGAAAACGACGUCUUGUGCCUUGAAGUAUGGGAUUUUGACGCUGCCGAAACUGUGCCUGAAAAAAUGAGCAAAGUUAAAGAUGUUAAAGGUGUUCGUGGCUUAGUUAAACUAGCCAAGGAAAUUGCAGUAACGGCUACGACUGGUAGUCAUGAUAAUGAAUUCAUUGGUCGAUGUCGAAUACCAUUAAAGGAUAUACCAACAACGGGGCAUACUAUGUGGUACGCUCUAGAUAAAAAAAACAAAUCAAAACGUCGGGGUGUUGUAAAACUCCGAUUGGCCUUCAGCGCGGAACAUAAUGCACAAGUAGCCGCACAAGAACAUCGACAUUUGUUAAGAGUAUUGCUACUUCACGAAAUUGAGACGGAAAAAAUUGAGAAAUAUUGUUGGUGUGGUCGUUGGUCAGCACCAGCUGAAGCUCUCAUUCUUCAACAUAGUGCUCAACGUGGUUUACUAGCUAGAAAUCUCGCUUUGGCACAAUGGGUCGAAUAUGCAAGAAUUCACCAAGAGCAUCCAUUAAGUUUCACAGUUUUUAAUAAGCUUGCGAUUGAUUUGCUUAGGCCAAUGGACAGCGGUUUGUUUUCUGCCGACGAAACUAGACUCUUCUGGGAUGCCACCAAAAAGAUUCUGUAUUCAGGCUUAAAUAGUAUACGAAAAAUUCGAAGACUGACUUUGGGAGAUAGAAAUGUCAUGUUACAAUUAUCCGCUAUUUUAGGGAUAUUAUCAUCUAUAUCAUCUCUAAAAGUUCCUGCAGACAUUGACCUUUUUCCGGACAAAAUGUACUCUUGGUUUCCUCAAUUUGAAGAUGUCAAAAUAGAUGUACUACAAGGCUUGGAAUACACUAUUAUACAAAGCUGUGCAGAAUGGUUUGAUCAUAUAGUAAACAAUAAUUUACCUGACACAGAAUUGGACGAAGAUGCUCUUAGAUAUCAUAUUAAAGUAAUUCAAUUGAUUAGAGCAGACUUACAGAAAGCUAUUGAGAUUUAUGAUAAAUUAUUUAUAAAAAAAAUCAACGUUCCGUAUGCAAGAAUGCUGUAUAUUGCGUAUGAGAAAAGAAUCAGCGAUAUGUGCAUGAUUAUUAUAGAGGAUGUAUGUGCCAGAUUAAAACGAAUUGAAGUUGAUAGCACCGACAAUGCAGAAUUAAGUUUAGGCACAACUCUGUUUGAGCUUUAUCUUACUCUUCAAAGAUAUGCCGUACUUGGUCAGGUACUUUGCGCCGAAGGGCAGCUGGAAGAUAUGAAGAUACAAAAGUAUCAUGAGUGGUUUCGCGGUGGUGUUGCGCAUUGGUUAGAUAUCGCAGUGUAUAAAGCACUUAAACGCAUUGACAGAGCGGUUGAGAUUGACACUUUACGAGCAGUUGACAACAGUGUUCAGUACAGUUCGAGCGCGGUGGAUACAUUAACAACUUUCUAUCAGAUCAAAGUCUUUUGGACGCAGCUUGCGUGGCCGGACGUUGAAGGUUCCUACACAUUCAUAGCAAAGAUCAUUGAUGAUAUUUGUAAAUGUUCCAUUGCAUACGCGGAUAAGAUGGCAGCAAAAGCAGAGCUGACAACGGAGUUAGAGCAGCUCUCGCAGAGUAGUGUUUAUGAGAAAAAAUUUACAAUAUCGACAGCCUGGUGUUUUGCAAUUAAUAAUAUUGAUUAUAUUAGAACGUCGAUUGCACCACUGGCUAAAGAUUUAGGAUUGGAAGAAAUCGUGGAGGCUUUAGGGGAACACAAGACUCAAGAAGAAGCUGAUCGUUGUCGGCAGACUCUUCAACUCAUUAUUGAUAAUGCCGCAGAUACUGUGAAGAAUAAGAUCAUAGAGCUGUUAGAAGUUGUAGCUAAUAAAAUGGCUCCUGCAAUGAACAGAUAUCUCAUGGAGGGAGCCGAAUUAAUUGAUACAACUAGUAACGCGAUGGAUCGUCUGCUACAGUAUUUAGAUAAUAAUCUGGCAACGUUACAUGAUAAUCUCAACGAGGACAACUUUAAAAGAGUUCUCCUGGUGAUUUGGGAUAUCAUGUCUCAGACGCUAUAUGAGCUAGUCAACAUUAAUUUAGAGAAACGACGACCGCCAGCAUUUUACUCGAAUUUACAUCGAACUCUUCACACGCUCACGAUUUUUAAUCUCGGUGCCGAUGAAACAGCGAAUGUGCAAGUUUUAGAAAAUAUCGAACGUCUUUUAAAAUUACAUGGACUUGAAACUGCUCAGCUCAUACAUCGUUAUCAUCAAGAACGUUUAGAGGAACAGAAGGAAAUUGAGGAGCCUAUGUAUGGUCUUGUCACCGUCAAAGCACAUUUCAUCGAUAAUUCGCUGAAUAUACAGAUUUUGAAUGCCAGAAAUCUUCGUAGUAUGGAUAGCAAUGGCGAUUUUAUAGGCAAGCUGUCUACUCUCGAACGCAAACUACACUCAAAAUCUAAACAAAGAGUGAAAGAAGGGAAGACAAGUAAAUGCGAUUCCUACGUAAAGAUCAGACUUCUACCUGAUGAGAAAUUUGCUGAUAUUAAAGUGCCAAAAACGCAUGUGCAGAAAGAAACGGUGUUUCCUCUUUUUGACGAAACAUUUAACAUUCCUCUUACUCCGGAACAGAGAGCUAUAGAGGACGCUAUAGUGGCAUUUGAGAUAAAAGACAAAGAUUUUCUUAGAACAAGAUUUAUGGCUGAAGCUUUCCUACCAUUUAAGGAGAUUCCUGACACUGAACCAGAAACUGAUUUUGCAAUUUUAGAACAGAUUCAUUUGAAACUUUCCCGUCCAACCAAAAAAAGUACGGACGUCAUUCGCGCAUUGGAGCAUAGAAGAGGAGACAAUCAGGCAAUGGAUUUCAUUGCAAAACUCAAUACUAAAGCAAAUUCUAAAUGAUCUACGUGGAACUUCGAUGUGGAUUUACGUUUUGAUCAUUUUCGAAAGUACUCAACACAAAAUAUAUUCAAGCAACUCAGUCUGUAUAAGAUGAUGUAUCGAUAUUAAUAAUAUGCCAGCGUUGCCUUUAUAAGAAGUCGCUGUAAAUAGUUUGUAAUAAAUGUGCUUUAGCCAUCGUGUUAUUAGCAUAGCGCGAUGCUCUGGCAAUAGCAUAAUGCUCGCGAAUAUUUUAAGGCUGUGCAUAGUCUCGAUUGUUAUAACUUUCAAAAGAACCAUUGAACAUCGCAUUUUAAAACUUUAAACAGAAAACUGCAAGGCUGAGUAAGUGCUAUUUGUAAAAAAGUAAUUGUGUAUUUAUUAUAAACAAAUAGUUAUUAUAUUCAACGACUAUAUGCUUAGAGUAUAUAGAAUACUUAUUUUGUGACAAAAUUUAUGCUGCGACGUAUUUCAAAUUUUGGAAAGAAUUUUAUACUGUAUAUGUGUAAUAUAUUAUUAUGUCUAGCAAAUGGAAUAUGUACAUAGAUGCAGUAAUAUUAAAUGAAAGAGAUGCGUGUUUUA